This is a messenger RNA of Colletotrichum tamarilloi, 2805 nucleotides long. Its product is annotated as modin. Lineage: Eukaryota; Fungi; Ascomycota; Sordariomycetes; Glomerellales; Glomerellaceae. Gene Ontology annotation, molecular function: mRNA binding. The transcript is spliced from 4 exons. The record is from RefSeq and is a predicted model, not a curated record. Gene Ontology annotation, cellular component: cytoplasm; nucleus. The coding region runs from base 1 to 2805 and encodes 934 amino acids.
AUGGCCGACAGCAAUUCCAGUAAUAGCCCGAGCGACAAUAGCAGCAGCAAUGGCAAUGCUAACGGAGGGAGCGACGUAGUUGUUGCGAUUGUUGCUCUCGUCGUCUCGGUGGUCGCUCUCUUUGCAGCGACUCUACAGAUCAUGCAAGCGAUCUUUGCGUCGGCUAAAGGGCUUCCCAAUUGCACCGAAGACGUGAUGGGAGGAUGGGCGAAAGGCACGACAAAACGGCCAAAGUUCAAGGAGCUACGUCUCGAGGUUAGGUUCGAGGCGCCAAUCAUCUUUCUGGCCCCCCCAAACAACCAGAAUAAACCUGAAAAAGGAGAGAUGUGGUCCGUGGAGGGCACUGAGAAAAGUUGUACCAAGAACCGACUCGAAUAUGCCAAGAUAUUCCCAAACCCUGGACCAGCCAACGGAACCAACGACGAAAAGCCGUCUAAGCCUACUGAAAAGGUCCACACUGUCAACAACGAGCUAGCAACAUGGGUUUAUCUUCUAAUCGCCCUUGAAAGAAUGGAGAAGGAUUCCAAAGAAUGGGAGUGCAAGAAGCUCCAAGGGGAAUGGUUGCCAAGUUCCAUCAUCCCGGACCUGCCUGAGCCGACUUUGGCCGUGAAAGUACAGGCGAAGGAAAGAAGCUUCGAUGCGAACCCCUCCAUCAAGAAGCCCUAUGCAACCUCUACGAUCUCUCAUCUGGUCGAGCUAGCAGCAAUACUUGGACUCUAUUGGAGAGUCUUCGACCGAGACAACAACCAGUACCGCGCGGAAGGAAAUGGCUAUAGUCUGACUGGCUCACGUGUACCCGACUUGGGCGUCGUCUUUGUUUUUGAGAAAACUGGUCCCACUGUAUUUGAGGAGCGACGAGUGAUUCCGACAUCUGAAGUGAAGGAGCUCUGUUUUGGGCGAGUGCCAACUUUCUAUCGAGUUAAGAAGGAUCCCGACGAAGACUUGGAGUGGCAGAGGGAGUUCAAAACGUCGUCGGGAACUGGAACCAAGGUCGAAAUCCUUCAACUGAGCACUCGCGAUGCCAUUGCGGAGACUUUGACCCAGAUAGGAUGCAACGGCAAAACCACGCUCUUCUACAGAGAAGGAAAGAAAGACCGGCACCUCUUUUCUGUUACCUUCGAGGUCAUCGGCAUGCUCGCGCGAGUUUUGCACAUUGAAGGAAGAUGCUUCCGUUUCCUGCCCAAUCCAACAAUCUUCUCUUGGGACAGAGAUUCGCUGUCACUCCAGCGUCUGCUCAUCGCUUUUAGCGGACUGUUGAUGAACGAUCUCACGGUUGUUGAAGAAGAGGCGGAGACUGUCAUUGAUGAGAGGGUUGAAAUUGCCGUCGAAGAUAUUAGGGCUCUUUCGGAGUCAGCGGAGGAGAUGAGCAACGAUUUUGACGAGAACCCGCCUCUAACGAGCAAAAGAAUGAGUCUCUUGCACAAAGCCAUUGAUGUGGCAGACAAAUCUCUCAAGAAACGAGACCAGGGAAUCGUGCUCGAUGUGCUACGUCGUCACCUCCAGGAAGUGUUGGCAGCCAUCAACAGUCCGGAUAAAAGGGGAAAAGAACAGAUUUCGUUUCGGGACCUGCUUGGUAUCCCUCUGGAGAUGAGAGAACAAAGGUUCAUGGAGACAUACUUCGAGCGCAUACUAUGGCGUGUAGUGCCUACCAACUCUACUAAGAGGGGUAAGCGAGAUGACGAGGUCGUUUCAAGAGCUAUACACGACGACACAGAGAAACGAAGAUCUCGCUUGGGUAACGGCUCACCCCAAGCCGGCAGCGCAGUCCCACCGUCGCCGUUGAGACUUAACCCCGGAGAGUCUCCAAUCAAGGCUCUAGACGACUCGACGCCCACGCCCGGCAUCAGCAGGGUCAAGACGUGGCCUCAUCGCAUCGAGACUGAGCAACCUGAGCAGCCCGCCGCCCUAGAGGAUGGCCGGCGCAUUUAUCUAGGCAACCUUCUCUACAGCAUCCAACCCGUCGACAUCGAGGAGAUGCUGAAAGACAAUGGCUUUGAAGGGUACGAGAAAAUUCACAUCUCCAUGGAUCCAGUAUCGGCUCGGAAUCCCGGAUACUGCUUCGUCGAUUUCGCUGAGCGCGCAGACGCCGAACGGGCACUAUCCUCCCUUGAUGCGCGCCUCCGUGGUAGACCGCUCAAGGUCGGCCCAUGCGAGCCUAAGAAGCAGAACCGGAGUCGCUGGCAAAGCGACAGAGAGCCUUCCUUCAACAGGUGGGGAGACUGGUCAGGAUCGCGGGGUGAGGGCGGCGACGAGGCUGGCAGAUCACCAGCGCGGAACGGUAGGAACGGCGGCAUCGAGAGCGGACCGUACGGCGCCAUCAAGCACUUCGACGAGGUCGUUGCGACGGAAGGGGAUGGCAGGAGACUCUAUGUUGGAGGAUUGGGUGCGAUGGUUGACCAGGCACAACAUCAGGAUGAACUGCAACAAAUUCUUGAGGGCCACAAGCCACUAGCCAUCAGUAAGCGUAUCACUCCCCAUGAGUCUACUAGGGCCAAGGGCGGUGAGCACCACUACUGCUUUGUCGAUUUUGCGACAGCUGAAGAGGCCGAUGCAGCAAGAAACGCGCUGGAUCGCAAGGUCUGGGGAACCGGUCGUCUGCGUGUCAACGUUGCUCGCGGUCUGCCCGACAAGCUCAAGGAUCGUACGACGCCCUCGGAUGUGCAAAAUGAGAAGGAAAAUGGUGAGCGCUCGGCUUGGCGGAAGCCCAGAUAUGAGAAUUCGAAUCGCGACAACAGCGCGAGAUCUUCUCAACCACUUAGAUCAGCAGCAUCGGGAAAUUGGCGACAAAAGGAGCCUUCGACCUGA